This is a messenger RNA of Dromaius novaehollandiae (emu), 561 nucleotides long. RefSeq names its product olfactory receptor 14C36-like. Gene Ontology annotation, biological process: G protein-coupled receptor signaling pathway. NCBI's taxonomy places the organism in Eukaryota, Metazoa, Chordata, Aves, Casuariiformes, Dromaiidae. The annotation marks the transcript as partial. The record is from RefSeq and is a predicted model, not a curated record. Gene Ontology annotation, molecular function: odorant binding; olfactory receptor activity. Gene Ontology annotation, cellular component: membrane. The transcript has a single exon.
AGACCCCUGCACUACAGGACCCUCAUGGGCAGCAGAGCUUGUGUCAGAAUGGCAGCAGCUGCCUGGGGCAGUGGUUUUCUCAAUGCUCUCCUGCACACUGCUAACACAUUUUCAAUACCACUCUGCCAAGGCAAUGUCCUGGACCAGUUCUUCUGUGAAAUCCCCCAGAUCCUCAAGCUCUCCUGCACAGAUGCCUACCUCAGGGAAGUAGGGCUUCUUGUGGUUGGUAUUUGUUUAGCUUUGGGGUGUUUCAUUUUCAUUGUGGUGUCCUACGUGCAGAUCUUCACUGCUGUGCUGAGGAUCCCCUCUGAGCAGGGCCGGCACAAAGCCUUUUCCAUGUGCCUCCCACACCUGGCCGUGGUCUCCCUGUUUGUCAGCACUGUCAUGUUUGCCUACCUGAAGCCCCCCUCCAUCUCCUCCCCAGCUCUGGAUCUGGUGGUGGCUGUUCUGUACUCGGUGGUGCCUCCAGCAGUGAACCCCCUCAUCUACAGCAUGAGGAACAAGGAGCUCAAGGAUGCCCUGAAGAAACUCAUUGAGGUGGUACUAGUUCAGCAGCAAUAA